Messenger RNA from Beta vulgaris subsp. vulgaris (sugar beet), 1291 nucleotides. RefSeq lists its product as hypothetical. The transcript has a single exon. The record is from RefSeq and is a predicted model, not a curated record. The coding region runs from base 134 to 958 and encodes 274 amino acids. Lineage: Eukaryota; Viridiplantae; Streptophyta; Magnoliopsida; Caryophyllales; Amaranthaceae.
CACACUCACCUCUCCUUUUGACUUUCUCAUCCAUUAUUUUCGUUCAUUCUCUCCUCUAUACUACUACUACUAACUUAGUUAUUACUCUUUCACGCUCCAACAUUUCAAACCAUAUUGAUAAUACUAUCAAACAAUGAACAACAACAACAACAACAACAAUAACAAACGUUCUCACCCUCCAAACCACCAUCAACCACCUCAUCAACGACCACCAAACCUCCACCAACCACCACCAAACCGUCAUCAACCACCACACCUCCCGCCUCGAAAACUCAAUCAACCACCUCCAACAAACCACCAUCAACCACCACCAAACCACCAUCAACCACCGUAUCUACCACCUCGUAACCUCCAUCAACCACCACCACAACCGCCUCGACAAAGUCAAAUACCAAUAAAACCACCAAAAAACAAACGAACAACACUAGCAUCAUGCAUUGUAGCAACCAUAUUCCUAAUCUUCCUAUUGAUCAUACUCUUCAUAGUUUACUUCUCCAUCUUCAAACCAAAAGACCCUUCCAUCUCCAUCGUUAGCUUCACCUUCUCUUUCUACGCCGCCGUUAAAAACCCGAAUCGCGCCAUCUUCACACACUUCGACAGCUCCCUUCAGCUCCUCUACGCCGGCAAUCAGGUCGGGUUCAUGUUCAUACCGGCCGGAAAAAUCGCCGCCGGUAAGUCGGAGUUUAUGGCGGCGACGUUCUCCGUUCAGUCUUUUCCGGUGUCUGCCACGGCGGCGCCGGUGGCCGGAGGGAAUAUUCCGGCGGUGGCGGGGGAGAAUAUUCCGGUGACGGACGGUAUCGAGAGGGUGAAGCCGACGAUGGAGUUGGAAAUGAGGAUGGAAAUGGUGGGAAGAGUUAGAGCUUUGUGGGUUUUUAGUCAUCAUGUUGAAACUACUUCUGAUUGUUAUGUUGAUGUCACCAUUUCUGAUGGAUCUGUGCUUGGUUUUCAUUGUAGCUAGCUAGGAAGGAAUGGAAAAAACUUUAUCUACCCAUCGGAUAAACUACCCACCAUUGAUAAAGACUUGUUGAGGAGUGUGGUAAUGGAAUCCAACUCAACAUAAUUAAUAUUUUUUUAAUCCUCUAUUAGUAGUGGGUUGUCUACCUGAUGGGUAUGUGUAGCAAUGUCCGGAAGGUUUUUGUCUUAGGUACUUUUUGGGAUUUGUGUUUGGGAGGAAUUUUAAUGGCGGAUUAGUUAGUUUUCUUUAAUUGUAUAAAGUUUUCUUGUUUAAUUAUGGGUGAUGUCUAAAUGUAGCAAAUUAGUCAUAUAUAGGAACAUUGUUUUUCUCUUCUCA